AUAACAUAAUACCGGGUUAUUCAGAAGGAGAACUUAGGUUUUUCUUUAUCCGGAAACCGAACCCCUCGCCUCUCCCGAAACCCUUCUCUGCUCUUCUCGCGCGGCGUCGGCCUCUGCUCGGGCGGAAGACGAAGAGAAGCUGGGGCUUCUUCCGACGGCCGGCCAAGGUUCUCCAAGGGAUUUUCUUCACUAUCACAAUCCCCUCGUCGAGGAGAUUUCGUGGACACGAAGAGGAGCCGAGGUCUUCACUCCUCCGGAAACCCUAGAAUUGUUCUCGUCGGCUGUAAGUCCAAGAAAGCAAAACAUUGAAAGAGAGCGCAUAAAAUUGGCCUGGCCCAUCUUGAAGUCUCUCCUUGUUCCUUGCUCUUCUCCGUCUUGUUCGAAAUCUUCUUGUACAUUAUACAACACCAAGGUUCAUCGAAAGAGAGCGAAACAUGGGAGAGAGGCAGUGAAAGGCGGAGGAGCGCCUCCGUGCCCCACUCUUGUUCGGUAUUCGCACUGAAUUCUAGGGUUUCGUCCUAUCCGGCGCGUGGUUCGAGGUAAGCUUGGACAUCCGAGUUGCAAGAGUGAGAAUCACAUAUUUCUGAGUUUCAUGGGUUCACGCAUAAUCACUCCUGAGGAUGUUUUAGAGUCGCUAAUGAAUGAUGGGACCAUUGAUGCCAUCAGAUUGAAGAUUAUUAACCAACUGAAGGCUAAUGAAGAACUUAAAAACAAUACAAUCACAAUGGUAGAGCAAAGCAAGGUUCUUAACACCCCUGGUGCAGAGAAACAGACUAAGAGAGAGCUAUUUGAUGCAUUACGGCGUGAACUUGAAACUCAGGUGCUUGAGAAGGCAUCACGGGCUGUUUGGGAGCUAAUUCUUGACGAAAACGGCUUGGGGAAGGAGAUCAGUGAAACAGUUGAAAGAGUUUUCUGUAAAUUAAGUGGCCGUGAGCUGUUGCCACCACCCCAGCCUACUGGAAGUUUUGCUCAAGAGUCGAACAAAGUACAAGAAACACAGGAAAAGGAAGCAGAGAAGGUGAAGGAUAUAGAGAUGUCCGAGUCAUCAGCAAAGAAAAGGACCUUCAGUGAAAUGAAUGCGAAAGGUACAGUAGCUGCUAAUGGAGCGACUGACCAUCCUCCUGCAUCCCAUGAUGUUGCACCCCUUACAUGAUGUUGCACCACCCUUGGGCAUUGUACCACCAUGCCAACAUAACAAAUGCACUUGCUUGUUUGAUUUUAUGUAAGCAUUUGCUAGGUGGAUUUAAUGUAAAAUUUCACUCAGUCCAAUUAUUAUUAGUGCCCUUGAUUUGGUUUAUAAAGAGGUCUAUGAAAAUAUAUGGUAAAGCUA
Messenger RNA from Zingiber officinale, 1330 nucleotides. RefSeq lists its product as uncharacterized. The transcript has 5 exons. Bases 593 to 1153 code for a protein of 186 amino acids. The record is from RefSeq and is a predicted model, not a curated record. NCBI's taxonomy places the organism in Eukaryota, Viridiplantae, Streptophyta, Magnoliopsida, Zingiberales, Zingiberaceae.